GCCCGGGAAUGCUGCCCCCAACGGCUCGACAGCAAGCGAGGUUUAGCGGUCGAAGCGCUGUGCCACGCCACUCAACUUUGUAGCUCGUAUGGUCUGUUUUCUGUGUGCCCGUGUUAUUUGCUCGUGAUCGCCAACCCCUCCAAAUAUGAAAUGUUUCACCCUGCCGACGGGGGAACACUAAGUAGUCCGCUUCGAAAGAUGGAGGAUUCAUCAUGGCAAGCAGUCUGUUUGCAGGUCAACAACCGUGAGACCCGCACCACCACGCUAUUGACAACGCGGGCCCUAAGAAUAGACACAAAGAAGCUUCCAAGGGGAUCGGGAUCGCCAAGAGGACGGUCUGACGGGUGGCAAUCUCUUGUCCGUCGUCGCCACCCAUCGCGUUUCGGUGCUCGCGCUAGAGUAAUGUGGUCGCUGAGAAGAAAAGAUGAUCGCAAGAACAGACAGAAAGUCUGGGCAUGGUAUCCUGGUGUCCACUGGGCAUGUGCAUGGUCUAGUCAGCCAGCCGGCUUACAGAACCGCGCUGGUCACGCCGCUGCCAACAAGUCAGGCUGCAGGCCAUGCCCGCUCAGAGCAUGCUGGAGCCAGUCGGAAGCGGCCAUGCUGCAGGCUUGGACGGACGUGUCGGACGUGUCGGACGAACGACUGUCGCCUGGGCCCGCCAAGCGUUCACAGCCGCAGUCUCCACCUGGUGACCAGGCACAGUUGCAUAGUCCGCGCCCGCCCCAUGAAGCAGCAGCGUCCAGUCCAGUGUUGGCAGACGAAACCUCGGUGCUGAUCGUGCGAACCAUCCCUGCCUACUUAGGCAUUGUGUUCAAAUCACGCCUAUACCUUGUCUUGUACCACAAGUCUUCAUCCCGCCCCGUCUCGUGGCCCACCUGUUGUACUGGCGAGCAUGUGGAUGUGCGGGUCGUGGCGAUAGGCUGUUGGUCUCACCUAGAGCGUGCCCUGACAAGACUCGCUGCAAGCACCUUGUUGAUCGGCAGCGCGAUAUCUUCGCCUCUCAGAUUGCAGAUCAUCGUUGUCUGCUAA
This is a messenger RNA of Microdochium trichocladiopsis, 1029 nucleotides long. RefSeq lists its product as uncharacterized. NCBI's taxonomy places the organism in Eukaryota, Fungi, Ascomycota, Sordariomycetes, Xylariales, Microdochiaceae. The record is from RefSeq and is a predicted model, not a curated record. The coding region runs from base 151 to 1029 and encodes 292 amino acids. The transcript is spliced from 4 exons.